UGAUAUGUACGAAGAAGUCUUAAUGGUCUAAGGUAGGCAUUAAUGGUAAAUAGAGGAGGAGAAAGCAUUGAGCAAAGCCACUGUUGGUAGCCUUGUCUCCAUGCUGCAGUCGCAUGUUCCACAGGCAGUUCUGUCGACUCUUCGAAGCAGAUCACGAAGAAACAGGCCAUUGCGGAGCUAACGCAUGGAUGCACCGAGAGUGAAGAAGCGCUUAAAAGAAAAGCUGGGCAAGGUCAGCCAUCGCAUGCCCGCCAGUGUUUGUUCGCCAGGGAAGAAGACAGCUUUUCUGCACGCUCCUUGUCAUAUUGAAGUACCAUGACGUCGUUUUCAGCUGUUCGACGCAUUUCCAAGCAGCGUCACGCUGGAGCAGUCAAUUCGUCGAACAGUUGAUCGGCCUUCGCAGUUGUUGUUGGAUCCGUGUUGGGCCUGACCGCCCGUUAUCGGUGGAUCCAAUGGUUAAUGGAAUUUAGCUAAUUAAUCAGAAAUAAUUAAUACGAAAAAUUCCGCCCUUUUCGUUUCUUACUGUGCGAGUCCAAAGACUUGAGUUCGUUCGUCGAUGCGGUUUAAGUCUGCCCUGUCUUCGGGGAGACCCCCAAAGAGAUGACGGUCGGAUCGCAGAAAGGUAAGAGACGGAGGCGUCCCCCGCCGAGCUCCGACCUCCCCGCAUCGGAUACCAUGGCCCCCACGGCUGCCUCCGAUUUCGGUCGUUGCAAGAGAAGCCGAGGCUACUGUUGCAGGAGAGAACCCUCUCUCCCCGUUGCCCUCGUCGCCCUUUGCACCCUCCUCUUCGUCUACAUCACCUGGAAGCGGAUGACCGUUGCCGUUUCCGUGUCCGCUCCUCCUCGAUUCUACUCCUUUAACAUCGUCAAUGAGUUCCCCCACGACCCUGAUGCUUUCACCCAGGGGCUUGUAUAUGGAGGAAAUGAAACAUUAUUUGAGUCAACUGGUCUCUAUCAGAGAUCCUCAGUCAGACAGGUUCUUCUGCAGACUGGGAAGGUCCAGGUUUCGCACCAAAUGGAUGGAUCCUAUUUUGGAGAAGGUCUAACACUUUUGGGUGAAAGGUUGUUCCAAGUAACCUGGUUGACAAGAACAGGUUUCACAUAUGAUCGAUACAACUUUAGCAAACAACGUAGGUUUACUCAUCAGAUGCGUGAUGGAUGGGGACUGGCAACCGAUGGCAAAGUUAUAUUUGGGACUGAUGGAAGUUCAACACUGUAUCAUCUAGAUCCUCAAACCUUAAAAGUUAUUAGAAGAGUAACUGUAAGAUAUAAUGAUCAUGAAGUUCCUUAUCUUAAUGAGUUGGAGUAUGUAAAUGGUGAAGUAUGGGCUAAUGUCUGGCAGACAGAUUGCAUAGCUAGAAUAUCUCAUAAAGAUGGCAUGGUGCUUAGUUGGAUUCUUCUCCAUGAAUUAAGGCAAGGCUUGUUAAAAUCUGGACACACUGCUAUCGAUGUGCUUAAUGGUAUUGCUUGGGACGAGGAAACAAACCGGUUGUUUGUGACAGGUAAAUUAUGGCCAAAGCUUUAUCAGAUCCACCUUCAUCCAGUUACUGGUCAACUGAAUGGUAGGUUAGAAGACCUUUGUCUUAUAAAGAAUGAAAUUUCAUAGUCAGCCAAGAUGAGUAAGUUCAUCAUGCUCUAUCCCAGUCUACCAAAGUGUACAAGAUCGCGAGGGAUGACUACUACAGAAAUGAGUAGCAAUCUUUUAGUUUCAUAUAUUGCAGAUAUAUCAGCUGAAUUUGGUACUUGUUUUUUUCUUUUUGUGAAUCGCAAAUAUAAUUUUGUAGUUCGUACUCACUGAUUUAUUAAUGCAUGUCCAAUGUAGGCUCUGUAUUAGAGCAUAGUCAAUGUAGGAAUCGCCAACUGGAAGAUAUGGUUCCGAUAAACGUGAGAUCAA
Molecule: messenger RNA, 1893 nt
Organism: Musa acuminata subsp. malaccensis (wild Malaysian banana)
Lineage: Eukaryota; Viridiplantae; Streptophyta; Magnoliopsida; Zingiberales; Musaceae
Product: glutaminyl-peptide cyclotransferase
Molecular function (GO): glutaminyl-peptide cyclotransferase activity; protein binding
Source: RefSeq, a predicted model, not a curated record